CGGGCCCGGCGCACAAAGCCCGAGGGGCGGCGGGGCCGGGGCCGCUCGGGCCGUGCUGUGUCGCGGCUGUCGCGAUGGGGCUGUCGGCGGCGCGGGGCUGGGCGCUGUCCCCGGGCCCGGCGGAGCGCAGCCGGCCCUACGCGGUGCUGCAGCACCAGAACCUGGUGCUGCUCGGCAGCAUCCUCAGCGCCCUCCUGCUCACCAUCGUCCUCAUGGCCAUCUGCGUGUACCGGCCCGUGCGGCGGCGGUAGCGGAGCGGGACCUGCCGGGGCAUCGAGGGAAUGCUGCAUCCCACCUGUUCUCCCGUCUGGUACCCACCGUCCCACCCCCGCUCUGGUUCCCCCCUGUGGUAGCCGCUGUCCCACCGCCGCCGGCGAUGCCCUGACCACGCGGGGGUGGCUUUUCGCCCGUCUUGUCCCGCGCUGCAUCGUGCGGCUCCAUCGUGACGUUGCUUUCAGCGAGGGCCUGUCCAGGGGCUGGAAAUCACACCCCAGCCCUCAGCGAAGGGACUCCCGGAGCUCCCGGCAGCGUGUUCGCAGCAAACCCCGCUGGCUGCGAGGAGUGUCUGGAGCAACGCCCCUUGUUCCCAAAUUGCAGCGUUUCGGCGAGGAUGGCCCUGCAGGAUGCGCUCGGGAGCAUCCCCGGGGCGUGUGGGCGCCCGGGGCCUGGGUCAGCACAAGAACAUCAUCCGAGGAGCAGCUCCACGCUCUCGGUCACGCCACGGCCACGUUUGUUUUCCCAUUAUUUCAGUUCCUGGUUUGAACGCUGAGUCUCGGGGGUUGGACAGGGCUUGGAGCAACCUGGUCUAGUGGGAGGGGUCCCUGUCCCUGGCAGGGGGUUGGAACAGGAUGAGCUUUCUGGUCCCUUCCAACCCAAAGCAAUCAAAAAUGGUCCAAAGGCAAAGGCUCAGUGACCCACCACAGCAGUGGGCGGGGUGGAGGGGGUCUGGCACGUUCUCCCCUCUGAGCAGAAACACCCUGUCCUGGUGUAGCUGUUCAGGGCUAGGCUUGUCAUUCCCAACACUAUUUGCUUUAACUCUUGGCUAGAUAGCCCCAAACAGCCUCACACCAAACCAGCCCUGCUGAACCUGUUUGGAACUGGGGUGCCGGUGAGGGUUUCCAGCACGUGCUGGUCACUGUCCUCCUGGGAACAGGAGCCUCCAAAGGUCUGCAAGCCAGGCAGAUGCUGGGACCUGCCAGGCUCAGGCUCUCUGGAAUUGUUUGAGCUCCAGCCAGACCCAUUUAUGCAUUUUCAGUAACAAAUCCAAGUGUUUACACUGAAUCCCACUCAUACAAAUGCUGCUAUUUUGUUUUGCACUGCUACGAGUAGUAACUGGAUUUUACUAAUUAUUACUUUGGUAUUUAACAUAGGGGUGUUUUUGUUAGUAAUUUAUUUAGUGUUUUAAAAUGUAACUUCCAGAACAAUUGUGUUGAGCUUUUCUCUAACCCCUUGUGCUGCAUCUGAGGUGUUUUCCCUUCCAGUUGAAGGACCACUGGCAUUGAAUGGGGGAAUUUCUUUGCUGCUGGUUGGUGAAAUGACAGUUGGAAGCUUCCCUAGAACAGAUUGAUUUCUUAAUCCAAGUGAAACGACAGUAGGGAAGCAAGGCAGCAUUGUUCUAUUGCUUUCUGCUCCUUUUUUUUGCUCACUGAUUCCUGUAUCCUUGAUUUUUCUCAGUCCUUCAUCUGCUGUAAAGCCUGGCCUGCUGUCUGUGCUGCUCACAGGGGUGGAUGGUGAAGCUCCCAGCCACACUCCUUGUUCCCUGGAGCAGCAUUCCUGUUUGCUUUCAUUCUCCACUCCCUGCCAUGCCUCUUUGUACAAAUAAAGAGCUCAGUAAACAA
Molecule: messenger RNA, 1838 nt
Organism: Myiozetetes cayanensis
Lineage: Eukaryota; Metazoa; Chordata; Aves; Passeriformes; Tyrannidae
Gene: CUNH12orf76
Product: chromosome unknown C12orf76 homolog
Exons: 2
Coding region: 75-251 (58 amino acids)
Source: RefSeq, a predicted model, not a curated record